CUUCAUCUCCAUCCACUUAGAGAAUGUUCACUGUAAACUACAGAGAAUACGUCAGACUGACAGCACCAUUAAACAAGGAGAUAUUUAACUAAGGAUUAGACAGAAUCACUUCUCUCUCACAAGAAGGAUGGGAAUUAUGAAAUGGUUCUGAAAGUCUUGGUUUUGACUGUGCACCUUUACCAGCCCAGAAGGUCAAGGAUCUCCAUGUGCCAGACGGAGUGACUGACAGCGGCGGCAACAUGGACAGCGUGAACAGGAACGUGGUGGAGCAGGGCCGACAGACACACCAGGUCCUACAGAGCACUUCUCUGGACCUGAUAGAGACGAGCAGGUCCCUGAAGGUUCAGGCAGAGCGCCCCCACCUGGUCAGCCUGGGGAGUGGCCGUCUGAGCACAGCUAUCACCUUGUUACCACUGCAGGAAGGCAGGACGACCCUGGGCUCUGGGAACACAGAUAUCCCCCUACAGGGGCCAGGGGUGGCAGCUCAACACUGCUACAUCGACAACAAUGCCGGAAACAUCACCCUGCACCCCUGCGGAAACCAGUGCUCCAUGGACGGCCUGCCAGUCCCCAAACCUGUCCGCCUGUCUCAAGGGUGCAUGCUCUGUUUUGGUCAGUCUGCCUUUUUCCGCUUCAACCACCCAGAGGAGGCCUUGAGGAUGAAGAGUAUGCUGCCUGGAGGGAGCCAGGGGCCCAGCACCUACAGGGGCCACCACACAGAUGGCCGUGCGGUUGUAAAUGGGAACCAUCAGGCUCUUCCCUCUGAGAGGAUGAAGCCAGGCCAGGGCUCUCAGACUAGCAACAUAGAGAGGGACCUUCAGGAGAUCAUGGACUCCCUGGUGAUCGAGCACCCCCAGCUGUCCUCAGAGCCUGUGAAGCUGACCCAUCACCCCAUUCCCCAGUCCCCCCUCUCCCCCAUGCUCAACGGGGGUGGACGCUACCUGCUCUCCACUCCCACCAGCCCUGGGGCCAUGUCAGUGGACUCCAGCUACGAGAAUGCCUCGCCACUCUUUUCCCCUCUCUCCUCCCCCCCAUCUGGCGCCGGUGCUGGCACCCUUCCCAGCCAGGACCCAGGCUGUACCACCCCCCCAGUACCUGCCUGCUCCUCCAGGUACAACAACCAGACUCCUGUUCCCCACGCCCGGUCCUCCCUGCCUGGGCCCUCUAGUGGUCCAGCAACUGGGCAGAGGGUGUCUGAGAGUCCCAGGCCUCUAAGGAGGGCCGUGGUGGAGGCCUCUCCCAGCCCUUCACCUGCCCGUAGAGGCCAGGACUCCCCUGGCUCAGAGAGCACCAGACCUGCUCAUGGGGCUUUGCCCAGCUCCAUCCCCAGAUUAGCCCCCAAGUUUGCCUCAGCAGCAGCCUCAGCUAACCCCUCCAGCCCCAGAACGAGGGAGAGCCCUCCGGUCCAACUCCACCCCCGCACAGACAGCCCUCAACAGGCACGCUGGACCCCAGAGCCCACCACUGCCUCCAGCCUGAGAAAGCUGCCCCCUCUCAGCCCCUCCAUGUCACGCAGGGGUACCCCCGGACCCCAGAGCUCCAUCCCAGCUCCAUCCUCCAAUCAGCGCACCUCUUCUGAGAAGCCGGUCUCUGAGAGUCCCCGGGUCCAGCGCAUAUCUGCCUCCCCGUCAGAGGAGGAGGGGGUGUCUCCCGGGAGGGGGUUACGUGGCAGGAGUCCCUCCCCCACCUCGAGUCUGGGGAGGGAGCAGGUUGGUAGGCUGCAGAGCUCCAGCCCUGGCAGUGCCCUCACCCCAGGCCUGAGCCCUCUGUCUGGGCCCUCUCCUCUCACCAGCCCCCGGAGCCAGAGGAAGGCCUCCAGCAGCACAGGGUCAUCCUCCAGGGAUGCCCGGCCUGUCCGUCCUCGCACCCGGGAACGCAAGAACAGCAUCUCGGAGAUCAGCGACAAUGAGGACGAGCUUAUGGAGUACCACCGCUGGCAGAGAGAGGAGAGGCUUCGUGAGCAGGAGAUGGAGAGACUGGAGCGCCAGAGAUUAGACACCAUCCUGAACCUGUGUGCAGAGUACAACAAAGGUGACUGCCCUGUGGGUCUGAACGAGGCCGUGAGGACAGGGCUGUUCCCGGGGUCUGGGGAGGAGGGCGCUAGAGGGCCCCCUUCAGAGAGAGGGGGCGGGCCUGCCCAGCGAGGAGGAGGGGCCCAGAGGCAGAGGGAGAGUGACGAGGAGAACCAGAGAGAAGAGUCCAGCAGCACAGAGAGCACCCAUCAGGAGUGUGAGGACGUGUCCGGGGUGGUUUUGGCCGCAGGCGGGAGUCCUGAGCAGGUGUACCUGGAGGAGGAGCGGAGCAGGGUCCUGGCCAGGGUGGAUGAGCUCAAACACAGGGUCACAGAGCUGGAGCAGCAGCUGCAGGAGUCUAGACAGGAGGCGGAGAUGGAGCGAGCUCUGCUGCAGGGGGAGAGGCAGGCGGAGCAGGGGCAGGUGGAGGCAGAGACGGACAUCAUCGCUCAGUUGCAGCUCAAACUGAGCCAGCUGGACAAGGCCACCCAGAGGGAGAGGGAGAAGGGGAGGGCUAAUGUGUCGGCUGAGAGGGAACUCCUGGACAGACUGCGUGAGGGGUACAAUGAGCUGAAGAGCCAGCUUCAUAACUGCCCUGAGUCACUGAGGGAACAGUUACAGGAACAGCUGCGCAGGGAGGCCGAUGCUCUGGAGAGUGGGACCAAGCAGUUUGAGGACCUGGAGUUUCGCCAGCUGGAGAGAGAGAGCGGCCUGGAGGAGGAGAAGGAGACCCUGAGCCGACAGCUGCUCCAGGAGAGGGCCGAGUACCACCGCAGCGUGGCCAAGAGGAAGGAGAAGAUGGCUGUUCUGGAGAGUCAGGCCAAUCAGUUGGGCCUGCAGGCUGCUCAGGACUGUGAGAAGAUGGCGAAGGACAGGACCCUGGCUCUGCAGCUGCUCCACAAGGAGAAGGACAGGCUGAUUGCUCUGGAGCAGAGGUACCACGUCCUGACGGGGGGGAGGAGCUUCCCCAAGCCAAUCAGCAACAUGAAGGAGGACGUACUCCACAUCAGUGAACCUGACCUUGCUGAGGAGGAAGGUUCUCUGCACACUCCCUGCCCCUCCCCAGCCUCCUCCUCCUCCUCCUCCUCUCUCACCCCCUCCCCUGAACUCUGUCCCAUCAGGCCACAGGAGGAGUACCUCAGGCUUGCUGAUGUCUAUAAGAUGUAUGGAAGCGGGUUCUUUCCACCUCCCUCCAUCCCUCCUGCUCCUCACUGCCUCCUCCCUGUAGCCUCUGCUGCCCCUCGCCAGGAAUACAUCACCGUCAGUCAAUUGAGUCAGAUAUUUGGGAUGCAGAAAGUUGAGCCCUCCCCUGCCUCCUCUAUCCAGUCAUUCCAGCUUGCUCUCUCUGACCCUUCCUACUCCUGCCACUCAACGCCAUCUGGCCCCUCCCGCCCUCUCUCAGUUGAGAGCCAGCCUGACUGGAACAGGCCUGACAACAGCAGCCUCAGUUUAGAGCGCUGGUACCAGGAUAUCAUGUCUUCUGGGGACCCCCCUCAGCCUUGCCCCCCUCCACUUCCUGCUAAGUCUCACUCCUCUCGCAGGCAAGGCCAGGUGUUCCGGUCCAAACCGGAUGGUGAGGUCGGACCACCGCGCUCUAACGUCAACGGAGCGGGCACCCCGCCACAGUCCAACGGUGUCACGCUGGGACGAAGCACACCCACCAAGGGCCUUCAGCUGGUGCCCAGGGACUUGUCAAUGUUAAGCCCUGCAGACAUGGACACCAGGAGGCAGCUGGCUCUGCAGAGUAAAGGUCCUCCAUUGGUCCACCACUCCAUCCUGCAUCAUCAGGGGCCGCCCGCUGGCGACCAGGCGUAUGACACUCUAAGCCUGGAGAGUUCCGACAGCGUGGAGACCAGCGUCUCCACUGGCAACUCCGCCUGUUCUCCAGAAAGUGGAAGUGGGCUUGAGGCCCUGAGGAUCGAGGAGAUGGAGAAGAUGCUGAAGGAGGCUCAGCAGGAAAAAGCCAGGCUGGUGGAGAGUCGAGAGAGGGAGGUGAAGGCUCGACGGCAGCUGUUGGAGGAGGAGCGGAGGAGGCGCGAGGAGGCCGAGAGGAGGCUGCUGGAUGAGACCGCCCACAGGCAGAGGCUGGUGGAGGAGGAGGUGAAGAUGAGAGAGAAGCACUUCUCCCAGGCCCGUCCUAUGACACGCUACCUGCCCAUCCGGAAGGAGGAGUUUGACUUGCGCGCCCACGUGGAGUCAUCGGGCCACAGUGUGGACACCUGCCCCUACGUCAUCCUGACGGAGAAGAUGUGCAAGGGGCAUCUGGUCAAGAUGGGGGGCAAGAUCAAGUCUUGGAAGAAACGCUGGUUUGUCUUUGACCGCCUCAAGAGGAACUUCUCCUACUACGUAGACAAGCAUGAGACCAAGCUGAAAGGGCUGAUCUACUUCCAAGCUAUAGAGGAGGUCUACUACGAUCACCUGCGCAGUGCCACAAAGAGCCCGAACCCAUCCCUGACCUUCUGUGUGAAGACUCACGACCGGCUCUACUUCAUGGUGGCACCCUCUCCAGAGGCCAUGAGGAUCUGGAUGGACGUCAUAGUAACGGGUGCAGAGGGCUACACACAGUUCAUGAGCUGAGGGACAACAGGGUUCCAGACCUGUACGAUACCAGGAGAUAGCAUGGGUCCUCUCCCAAACACCCGCCCUCCGCUCUCCCUCUCGCCAGCCAUGUGAAACUCUGAGGACGGGACUCGGGUGAUGUGGGAUGGACGUCUCCACAUACUGUGGCUUCUCUGGUGCUCACACUUGUUGUACCAUGAGUCAAAAAUACUAAGGAAAUGAAAGGGAAGCUUUUUUACUUAAUCUGUUCAAUAGUCAAUCUAAGAGUUGUAUUUAUACUGCGUGAUUGACCAUGCCUGGUUAAAUGAGUUUAUACUACCUGCCAAUGAAUCCAUUAAGUGUAUAAAGACUGAAAGUAUAUAAACAGUAUUUCCUUUUUCAUUUCAAAGUAAUAUGUAUGCAGUUUCAGUUGCCAAUGAACCUAAUAGUACAUAUUUGACUAAAUGCUCAUUUAAUUAUUUUAUAUUAAUGUGUUACAGACUAUUCUGUUGAAAUGUUUGUAACAUAUACUGUAUUCUUUACUGUUUUUCUGUAUGUUUGGGCAGUGUCAAAAAAUUAAUCCGUUUUAUAUUCUUUAAAAAAUACUUUUCAUAGGGAGAUAAUAUGAACACGCUUGCAUUUCAAACCAGUGUCAGGUUGAAGACAACACAAAACUGAAGUGUAAACAAAGCUUGGUACUUCAUUUUAUGUCAUAUGGUAACACUAUCUUGUCAUAAACAACUUUGAAAUAAAACAAAUGCACAGGCAUUAAGUACCAUUUUAUUUCAGGCAUGUAAUUGUACCAGACUAUUUUUUCUCUUGAAACUCAUUUCAGUCUUCUCAAAGCUGAAGUUAUUAUUUACAUCAUUAUCUAUCUUCAACACUGGUGCACUAAAUGGAAAAAUAUGCUUUAAAAGUAAAUGUGUGCAUUUU
Molecule: messenger RNA, 5483 nt
Organism: Osmerus eperlanus (European smelt)
Lineage: Eukaryota; Metazoa; Chordata; Actinopteri; Osmeriformes; Osmeridae
Gene: phldb1a
Product: pleckstrin homology-like domain, family B, member 1a
Exons: 25
Coding region: 240-4589 (1449 amino acids)
Biological process (GO): regulation of microtubule cytoskeleton organization
Cellular component (GO): basal cortex
Molecular function (GO): protein binding
Source: RefSeq, a predicted model, not a curated record